CCCGCUCUAUUGGAAACCAGAGGCUUCUGAUGGAGAAGGAAGAGCGGAGUCUAUUCAAACAGAAGAUGGGUGUAGGGCAGUGAUGACCGCUGGCAGGUUGACCUGGCACAUUCAUGCUACCCAGUGCUGGAUGGAGCGUGAUGGGCUAGAAAGAGAGAGGCAUGAAAAGGACCGAAGAGGUUUGCAGGGACAGCUGUGGUCAGUCAGUAAGGAGUUCGGGUUUCAUUAAAACAACAGUGCGAAUCUUGUCUUUUUUUUUUUUUUAAGAGAAUGACAAGAUCUGAUACUCAAUUUACUAAUAAAAACUUUUGCUGAUGUGUGGCGAACAGAGGAGAGCGAGGGUGGAAGCUGGAAGACCAAUUUGGAAGCUUCUGCAGUAUGUAGACAAGAGGUGAUGGUGGGUGCAGGGAAGUUUGGGAAAAGCAGAUGGGUUGGAGGUAUAUUUUAGAGGUAGGAUCUAUAUGCUGGGGAAUUGGAUGUGGAGAGGGAGGGGAAGCGAGGACUUGAUGCUGUAGGGAGGACGGUGGUGCUGUUUCCUGAGCUGAGGGAAGGCUAAAGGAAGAGGUUUGUUGGGGAGAACACAGAGUUGGCAUAUGUUGAAGCCUAAGAUCCAUCCAAGUGGAGAUGUCAUAUCAUCAUUCUUUUUUAUUUUUAAGGAUCUGGAUGAUGUGUUGGAGAAAGCCAAGAAAGCCAAUGUUAUGGCUCUUGUGGUGGUCGCUGAACAUUCAGGAGAAUUUGAAAAGAUUAUGCAGCUUUCAGAAAGGUAUAACGGGUUUGUCCUGCCAUGCUUGGGUGUUCAUCCAGUUCAAGGACUUUCACCAGAAGAACAAAGAAGUGUCACAUUAAAGGAUUUGGAUGUAGCUUUGCCCAUUAUCGAGAAUUAUAAGGAUCGAUUAUUGGCAAUUGGAGAGGUGGGACUGGAUUUCUCCCCCAGAUUUGCUGGCACUGAUGCACAAAAGGAAGAGCAAAGACAAGUCCUAAUCAGACAGGUCCAGUUAGCCAAAAGACUAAAUUUGCCUUUAAAUGUUCACUCACGUUCAGCUGGAAGACCCACCAUCAGCCUCUUAAAUGAGCAAGGUGCUGACAAAGUGCUGCUCCAUGCAUUUGACGGUCGGCCAUCUGUAGCCAUGGAAGGAGUAAAAGCUGGGUACUUCUUCUCAAUCCCUCCUUCUAUCAUAAGGAGUGGACAGCUUUUUCUUUUCUCUAAGAAGCAGAAACUUGUGAAACAGUUGCCUUUAACCUCCAUUUGCUUGGAAACAGAUUCACCUGCACUAGGACCAGAAAAACAGGUACGGAAUGAACCCCAAAACAUUACCAUCUCAGCAGAAUAUAUUGCCCAGGUAAAAGGAAUCUCAGUGGAAGAAGUGAUGGAAGUGACAACACAGAAUGCAUUGAAAUUGUUCCCCAAGCUCCAGCACCUGCUCCAGAAAUAACUUCAAAGCCAAGUGAACUGAAGGGGGGCAGCAUUUGAGAAAAAGAAAUGUUCUGGCCCUAGCUGGUUUGGCUCAGUGGCUAGAGCUUCGGCCUGCGGACUGAAGGGUCCUGGGUUAAAUUCUGAUCAAGGGCUUAUGCAUGGGUUGCAGGCUUGAUUCCCAGUAGGGGGCGUGCAGGAGGCAGCCAAUCAAUGGUUCUUUCUCAUUGAUGUUUCUAUCACUCUCUCCCUCUCCCUUCCUCUCUGAAAUCAAUAAAAUAUAUAUAUUUUUUAAAAAGAAAUGUUCUGAUUAAUAGUCUGAACUGAAGAAAGCAUUAUAUAGGGAUAAAAAGAUUAUACUUUUAGAGAAAUAUUUGUCAUUUGUUGUUAAUCCUCACCCGAGGAUAUUUUUCCAUUGAUUUUUAGAGAGAGUGGAAGGGAGAGGGAGAGACAGAAACAUUGAUGUGAGAGAGACACAUUGAUUGGUUGCCUCCUGCAUGCUUUCCAGCCAGGGCUAGGGAUCAAGCCUGCAACUGUGCAUGCGUGCCCUUGACCAGAAUCAAACCUGGACCCUUCAGGCCACGAGCCGACCCUAUAUCCACUGAGCCAAACCAGUCAGAGUGAGAAAUAUUUGUCUCAGAAAUAAAACUGAGCUUGGAUCCUGAAA
Messenger RNA from Myotis daubentonii (Daubenton's bat), 2078 nucleotides. It is a transcript of the gene TATDN3, whose product is annotated as TatD DNase domain containing 3. Gene Ontology annotation, molecular function: hydrolase activity, acting on ester bonds. NCBI's taxonomy places the organism in Eukaryota, Metazoa, Chordata, Mammalia, Chiroptera, Vespertilionidae. The record is from RefSeq and is a predicted model, not a curated record.